Xenia sp. Carnegie-2017 is the source of this 1116-nucleotide messenger RNA. RefSeq lists its product as uncharacterized. The transcript is spliced from 3 exons. Bases 153 to 674 code for a protein of 173 amino acids. Lineage: Eukaryota; Metazoa; Cnidaria; Anthozoa; Malacalcyonacea; Xeniidae. The record is from RefSeq and is a predicted model, not a curated record.
AAGCCAAAGGGAAUACUUACAAGAAUCGCGCCAAGUGGUUGAAUUCUCCUGUGAAAGGCACUGAAUAUAAAAAGGAAUUAAUAAUUGAUUCUCAUACCGAACCUGCCAUAUUGAAAGAUAGCAAACCUAAAAAAGAAACAGUUGUGAAAAUUAUGGAGGAGUCACGAAAGCCAGAUGUUGACAACAAUAUCGUUCAAGGAACGAUUACAGCAAGCAAGCCUGCAAAACAAGUUAUGAGCGAGAUUCCAUUAGAUAGCGUUUUCAAUGAUGAACCAUCGAAUGAUGCGAAUAGUUUCUUCGAGAAAGGCUCCAAUGGUGGGGAAACAAAGGAAGAAAAGCCUUUAGUCACAACAACGUCCACAAAAAGCACUAAAGUUGUGACUACCAGUCGUACUGUGGUUAAAAGUGACGGCGAACCUGUAACGACUACUGUUGAGAAAAAAGUUAUUGUGAAUGGUGAAGAGCAAACUAGUGAGAAGAAUUUACUCUCUCCUCCUUCCAAUGAUGUCGAUGUCGACGACAAGGAAGAUGUCAGCGAGGAAGGUGCUGCUGAUAAAGAAGAGAAUGAAAGCUCCGGUGGAAAGUCGCGCGAAAAAGUGAAAAAGAAGAGAAGCUUUAAGAAGUCGUUCCAAGGAAUAAUUCAUAGGAAGAGCAGGGUAGAGAAAGAUGAGUAAGCGAAGUGGACUUCAUUCCUUAAUUCAUGUAUCUUUGCAUCAGAUUUUGACAGCAUCUAUUGUUGACGGUGCUAACUGAGAGUAUUUCUAUCACUAGAGGAAAUUAUUUUGCCUAUAAUUUGUUUCUUUUAAGAAUAAUCUGAGAUUCGUCGUUGAUUUCUCGAUUGAAAUAAACAGUAGGUCUUUUCAGAUUCUUAGAGAUAUGAAUAGUUACUUACAAAUUGGUAGUGAUUUAGGAAUAUAGAAAGAAAGUGUAGCAAACGCUGUCUUUAUUGUCAAGUAUGGUAGAUAAACCACCAAAUCUAUGAAAAAACUAAGUAUUUUGGCCGAGUUGUCUUUAUGCAGUCUCACUUUAAAAAUGACUGCGCGUAAAUUGUACAUGCACAAUGUGUUUUUAAGUAAUCUAUCUGGUGUCGAUUGUGAAAUAAAUCAUUAAACUGUA